AUGCGGCCCAGCGGCUGGCUGUGUCUGAGUGUGGGGAUCGCCCUGGCGCUCUCCGCCGACGCCGCGCCUGCUGCGUCCGACUCUGACGGGCCGGCAAGCGGACUCACCGCCGGUGGAACGGCACUCGCUCGAGACAUGAACGAUGCCAGAAAAAAGAAACAGGAAAUCGGAGACAUGUGGCCGAUGCUGCUCAUACCAUUCAUCAUACAGGCCGUGGUGCUGCCGUUUUUCCUCACUUCACUGAAGAUGAUGGCUGUAAAGUCGCUGUUUGUUGGGAAGGUCGCACUGUUGUUGCUGCUCUUCAAUGUGUUGCGGAACGCGGCGCUGCAGUCGCAAGACAAUGUGUACAAGGAUAAUCUUGCUGAAGCACACUAUGGCUACAAUGGGGGUCCUGAAAUUGGAGCAUGGUUCAACAGAUGAACGCUUUAUGUUUGCUUCUGAAUAACUGAGCCAUUGUAGUUCAUGUAUUUUACAGCUGCACGAAUGCAACAUCUUUCAUACAUGUGAUCAUUAUUUAAAUCUGGGGCAAAAAGACCUCCUUCA
Molecule: messenger RNA, 543 nt
Organism: Schistocerca serialis cubense
Lineage: Eukaryota; Metazoa; Arthropoda; Insecta; Orthoptera; Acrididae
Gene: Osi22
Exons: 3
Coding region: 1-420 (139 amino acids)
Source: RefSeq, a predicted model, not a curated record